Molecule: messenger RNA, 2543 nt
Organism: Anopheles coluzzii
Lineage: Eukaryota; Metazoa; Arthropoda; Insecta; Diptera; Culicidae
Product: sodium-coupled monocarboxylate transporter 1-like
Exons: 7
Coding region: 338-2275 (645 amino acids)
Biological process (GO): sodium ion transport; transmembrane transport
Cellular component (GO): membrane
Molecular function (GO): symporter activity
Source: RefSeq, a predicted model, not a curated record
GGCGGCAUCUUUGCCGGCAUCGGUCGUCGGUCUGUGCCAGGGCUCACCACUACCACCAUCGUAUCACCGUAGGCCCAGAAAGAUAGCCGAGGCACAGAGAAAGAGAAAACCCGGCAACCCCUGAGCCAUUGGCGACGGCGAUGGAUCGCGCGAAUGGAUUGACGCGUGUGUGAUCGCUUCACUCCACUGCUGUGUGUUACUGCUGCCGGCUGCCGGUGCUGUUGUGCUAAUGUGCGCUCCCUUUUUUCAGUGCUAAUUGUACUGUCGGACUGGCAGGAUCGUGCCAGAGUGCUAGAGUGAGUUUUCGGUAGCUGAGCAAGGCAGGGUAGGAGUGAAGAUGUCGUCUCCCAGAAGCACCAUGUCGGACAGCAUCCGCGAGAUGUAUCAGUUCAGCGUCGUCGAUUAUUGCAUGUUCGGUGGCAUGCUGAUCCUGUCGGCUGCCUGUGGCAUCUAUUAUGGGUUUUUCAAGCGAUCGACAAACACCAGCAGCAGUACGAGCGAAUGCGAGGAUGAGCAGGACCAUCUGCCCGAGGCAGGGGUUCCAGCAAAGAAGCCUACCAACACGUUUGGUUCUGCCACGAUCGACGAGUAUUUGCUGGGGUCACGCAAGUUAAAAGCAUUCCCGGUGGCGAUGAGUCUGCUGGCGGGAUACAUUUCUGGCGUGACGAUACUGGGGACGCCGGCAGAGAUCUACAACUUCGGCACACAAUACUGGCUGAUCGCGGUUCCGAUUCUGUUGAUGGGUGUUGCGGUGUGUACGGUUUACUUGCCCGUGUUUUGCUCGCUAAAGUUAAACUCUUCGUACGAAUAUUUGGAGCUACGGUUCAAUCCUUACGUACGGUCGAUGGCGUCAGUAAUGUUUGUCAUUAAUCAGAUGCUAUUCUUGCCGAUGGUUAUCUACGUGCCAGCGCUUGCCUUCAAUCAAGUAACCGGUUUUAACAUUUACGUUAUUGGGGCAAUCGUGUGCGUCGUUUGCAUCUUCUACACACUUCUGGGCGGUAUUAAGGCGGUUGUGUUCACCGACGCUUGGCAGGUGGUGGUAAUGUUCAUCUCGGUCGUCGUGGUCGUGAUUAUUGGCACGAUCGCUCUCGGUGGUCCGGGCGUUAUCUGGGACCGGGCGGUGGAAGGCGGUCGGAUAGACUUCUUCAACUUCAAUCCAUCUAUGUACGAGCGGCAAACGUUUUGGGCCGUUUUGAUUGGCGGUUUCUUCUACUGGACCUCGUACAAUGCCGUCAAUCAGACGAUGGUACAGCGCUACAUGUCACUGCCGAAUCUAAAGACUGCAAAAUUCUCGAUCUACAUGUUUGUAGUUGGAACGGCCAUCUUCGUGUCGGUUUGCUGCUACACUGGACUGCUGCUGUAUGGGAAGUACUACGACUGCGAUCCGGCCACCGUGGGACUGGUGACAACGAGCGAUCAGCUGUUCCCGCACUAUGUGAUGGAAUCGGUUGGCAAUUUGCGGGGCAUGCCAGGUCUCUUUAUUGCCGGUGUGUUUGGAGCUGCACUGAGUUCGCUUUCCGUCAUCCUGAACACUACUUCGGGCGUGCUGCUGGAAGACAUUCUGAAAGGAUUGUUCCGCGUGACGCCCAGCUCGCUCGUGGCCAACAUCGUCGUGCGUGGCAGUGUGGUUGUGCUUGGGCUGGCCGCCAUGGGCUGUCUGUUCAUCGUGGACAAGCUGGACGGAAUACUGAUCGUGUCGGCAACGUUGGCGGCAAUCGGAAAUGGUACGACGGGAGGGAUCUUCACGCUGGGGAUGUUGGUCCCGUGGAGCAACACCAAGGGAGCACUGGCUGGAGGUAUCGCUGGUGCGCUUCUGUCCGGUUGGAUCUCACUCGGAAGUCAGUUCGCGAGUGCAGCGGGCGAGGUUGUGCCACACAAGCUGCCCGUCUCGGUGGAUGGAUGCAUUGCGGAGCUCAUCACGAACACAACGAUCGUGAAUCCGAUCUACCCGGAUGAGAGUGGAGUGUUUCCGCUGUACCGGUUGUCUUACCACUGGAUCACACCGAUCGGUGUAACAACGGUAGUGCUUGUUGGAUCGAUCGUAUCGUUCCUCACAGGGCCACGGGAUCUUCGUUACAUCGAUCCGGAGCUGAUCUCACCCGUCGUGCAUCGCUUCCUACCGAGGGAAUCGUUCAGCUACUUUGGAACGGCAAACAAAGGCCCAACGUGUGUCAGCGAAGAAAUGCAAACGCAAACGAAUAUCCCAGUCGAUAGCAGUGCUCCAUAUGGCACUGCAGCAAAUGGCCAAAAUGGUCGCGUAAAGGCACACAAUUGAAGAAUGAAUGUUGGAUUAACUUCUAGAACACACUAUUCAACAAUGUUCUUUCUAGUACAUUACAGUAAACAACCAUUACCUUCAUCAUACAGUACAAUAUCUGUGAUACGCAGGACACAAGAGGAUCAUCAGAGUAGGCAUUUAUGAUGUACGUUGUACAGAUGUUGGUAGUAUUGCAGUUAAGAUGAUCGUACAGUACCUUUUGACAGCGAGUUCGGUUGAGGUAACAAUGUUCGAUGCACAAUUUAAUAAUAAACGACACACACGA